CCGUCAGAGCACAGAGAGAGAGAGCAGGGAGGGAGUGUGCUGCACACGAAUGUGCUCAGUGCUGCUAUCAUCCGAUAGAAGCUUGCCAGGCAACUAGAGGGGGACACAGAUACUGAUAGAGGGGGAGAGAGACUCUCUUCCGACGUCGGUGCUGGAACGGAUGAGCGCGACAUUCGUCCACUAACCGGUUACCGUAUAUUCCACGGCGGCAGACACUACAGAUAUCCAAUGCUGGCGGAAUUUAGCUGACCAUAGUUGGACACGCAACAUUCACUGUCGGCACCAUGAUCCCUCGUAGUAUGCGAACAGGUGGGAUGGACCUGCCAGGGGUGGAGUCAAGGGAUGUACCCCUCAUUGGCUACCGGCCUUUAGCGCCUGACGAUGUUCCCCUCAGCAGCCAAUCUGGGCAAGUGACUGACAGUACUGGACUGGACUCCUCUGAGGGGGAGACUUCCCCCAUGAAGACAACUUGGUACUGUCCUCUGGACUUGUCUACUGUGUUGGAGGAGGAAGAGGACGGAGUGAUAUACAAUGUAGUGGUGAAGCAACAGCAUGGCGCCCCCACCAGUGCAACAUCCAGCUCUCGUUCACAGUGUGUGAAAGCGGGAACAGAGGAGAAGCUGGUGCAGCACCUCCUCCACUCCUUCGCCAUGGGAGACUCCUCCUUCAUCACCAUCUUCCUCUCCACCUAUCGCUCCUUUACUUCAACAAAGAGGGUGCUGGACAUCCUCAUCGACAGAUUGCAACAUCCACCAGGAGAAAGUACAAAGAGUCAGACUAGGCAACCCUUCAACAGAGCGGUGUGUAUGGUGUUCAGUAUGUGGCUGUCGGAGUAUCCUGAGGACUUCCGCUCUCUGGGAGAGCCUGGUCUACUGCUGCGCCUGGCCCCCCUGCUGCCCUCCGACCCCUCUGGGACAGAGAUCAGGGGUCGCCUCCUCAGACUGGCAGAGGAGCUCAGUGAACAGGCCCUACUGCCUGACUCUAGUUCAGAUAGGACCACCCCCAGCCCUCCUGCUGACCCCACUAAGUUUGAUCCCACCAAUAUCCUGGGCUUCCCCGCUGGGCUGAUCGCUGAGCAGCUCACCAAGAUAGAAACGGAGCUGUUUGUGCGUCUGGUCCCGUACCACUGCCUGGGCUCCCUGUGGUCUCAGAGAGACAAGAAAGGCCGCGAGGAUGUAUGUUGGUCCGUCCGGGCCACUGUACGCCAGUUCAACCGGCUGGCCAAUGCCGUGAUGGCGUCGUGCCUGUGGCCCACGCAACUCCGCAGCCAGCAGAGAGCCUGCCUUCUGGAGAAAUGGAUCAGCGUGGCAGAGGAAUGCAGAGCCAGGAAAAACUUUUCGUCUCUCUACGCCAUCGUGUCUGCCCUGCAGAGUAACCCUGUACACAGACUAAGGAGGACGUGGCUAGAAACCGACAGGGAAGCAGUGAGGAGAUACGAGGAGCUGUCCAACAUUUUCUCUGAGAAGGACAACUACUCCCAGAGCAGGGAGCUGCUGAAAGAGGAGGGCACUUCGAAGUUCGCCAACCUGGACGGCAAGAUGACCAACAGGAGACAGAUAGGAUCCAGUGCCCAGGGCACAGUACCCUACCUGGGGAUCUUCCUCACAGACCUCACCAUGCUGGACACGGCCGUCAAAGACAGACUAGAGAACGGCUACGUCAACUUUGACAAGAGGAGACGAGAGUUUGAGGUUUUAGCUCAGAUCCGACUACUGCAGUCCUCCUGUAAAAACGGUGUUUUCAUCACUGACGAGGCAUUCCUACAGUGGUACCAAAGUGUACCCUCGCUAAAUGAAGAAGAAAGUUACAGACUGUCCAAUGAAAUUGAGGUGCCGUGCGAACCGAGCUCUGGUCGUACCCUGAACCCUACAGUGAUCAUCACACGGUGCCCAAACCUGAAUUCCUCCAGGACCAGCCUUGUUGCUGACAGUGACAGUCAUUUUGACUUCCCCUCCCCCGUCUGUCACUUUCUAUCCAAAUUCACUAAGCAUAUGAAAUCCCCCUCAGUUUCCUGUCUGGAUGUUGACUCCUCCCAUCCCACCAAUGACCCCAUCCCGUCUGCAUUGACACCAUCCACUCCCGUCAAAUCACAUCGUCGAUCAGUCUCCUGUGGCAACAAUCCCACCAAUAACAACAAAGGGUCUGGGCCUGAAAUGCGGAUUGUCAGGAUACGGAUGGAUUUACAAGAUGGGAAUAUGUACAGAAGCAUACUGGUGACAAGCAAUGACAAGACGCCCACUGUGAUCAGUUCUGCCUUAGAAAAACACAGUCAGGACCCCAAACAGGCACCCAGAUAUGAGCUCAUCCAACUAUUGCCCGAGGGAAAAGAGUUGGUCAUCCCUGCCACAGGAAACGUCUUCUAUGCCAUGACUUCCUCUAGUGUGGACUUCCUGCUGUGCAGACAAGGAGGCAACACCCCUUUUCGCUCUCAACCAAUCAGCACAGAAACCAGUGCCACCUUUCCUCGAAUCAAAGCCAAGGGGCGGAGACUGUUUUUUUGACAACAACUCUUUCCCAAAUAGACAUAAUGUAGCUAGUUCUUCUCAAGGACAGGUCACGAUAAGAAUGCAGGCAGAUAUCUCAGUGAGAUGUGGCCUUGUCUUUCCUAAUCUUUUUCCAAAGUGGAAACACAUUCUGACCGAGUUUCAAGCAAAAUGUAUCCUGAAACCUGUCUGAACUUGUUUGAUGAACAUGUUCUUACCUGGGACAUUUCAAUAAAUAUGCUGCCUGUUUGUGUACACCAGGGAAGUCCAUUAGUGUAGAAGGGUGCAUGUCUCUCUCGUUGGCAAUAAAUACUACUUCAAAUAUACACCGAGAACAAGACCAGUGCAAAUCUUUAACUGAUGGUGAAUGGUGCUGUUCCUUAAGUCUCUCUGACCAUUGGCAUCUAAUUUCCUAUUUAACCAAAUGGAAUAGCUUUGUAACCAAGAGCAACUGAGGAAUCCAAAUCAUCUUGAGUAUUUGAGGAAUGUGCCUCAGGUUUCAUCAUAGAGAUGAGUUGAUAGUAAAGAACUUCAUUAAAUCAAAGUAUUUGGGCGAUAUGACCUCCUUGAAUUGACCAUGACCACAACAAAGUUGACCAUUUCUCCAUAGAGAGUGGAUACAAGCAGCAUGACAACAUAUUAAGUAUUGCAAGGCGUUUGAAGAAUAUGAAUGGUGGGGAGAGCACUGGGCUGACAUUAUGACAUAAUGCAUCUGAAUAAGUGACAGACAGAGUCACUGAAGCCUCUCAUUAUAGCAAAGCACGGGGGCUCAUCAAAAUGUUUUAACUAUGUACUUUGUGGAUGCAUAUGUUUUUUAUGUGUUGACGAUGUCAUGAUUGUGUUUACGUUCACAAGGAGCAAUCAACAAGUGUCAGAAUGACAUGUUAUUCAUUUUGAAGUAACAGGAAAUGUAUGAAAUUGCCCCAAAUUGCAACCAUUUCAAAUGGGCCAAGACGUUACAAAGAUAAACAUGAUCAUUUCACUUGGGUUUUGUGCCAUACAUAUUGAAUGAUAGCUCCGGUAGUAUCUUAUGUAAGACACAACACAUAUACAUAUACAGCCUUGCCACUCCCAUAUAGAAGUCCUAUUUUGAGUACUAACCAUUAGGCAAAACAACAUCAACCCACAAACUCUUAACCUAUGUUGUGCGUAUUGAAAAGAUGUCUACCAUUGCACCUUAAUGCUAAACUUUUCAAUACAGCAUAAGCUAAUCUUUAUUGCUGGUCUCUGAAUGGGUUUAGCUGCUAGUUGGAAUGGAAGUCUGUCUGAAGUGUACUUCAACCAGUGCUCCCAAAGUCAGUCCUCAAAGACCCAUGCCAGGUUAGUGAGUUAUUCUCACCAAUCACUGAAUGAUGUUUAAUUGUUAUGUUCUCUGACGUUUGAUAGAGAUCUGACAGCUAUAAGGUUUCAUUAUGCAAUGGCUUUAGUCCAGGAACUGAAUGUAGAGGGUUUUGCAGAAGGCUCUGCUUCUAUCCCAUGUGGAUGAGACCAGUAGGAAGGAAAACCUGUAUGCAUAAGGGCGCAUGGGGAACAGAUUGUGGAAGGCCCUAACUGAUGAACUCUUGUGAACUCUGGUCAUACUACCCAGUGCUGUUGAAGUCUCUACUAAGGCUGAAGCAUAGACACGGUAGUUCCAGGGAGAGGAGAGAGGAUUCUGGGUAACGUAAUUUGACGAAGUGUUAGCGCCAGGCGAAGCUACUGAUUGUUUAGUGCCUUUCUCUCAUUGGUGCUUGAGCCACUUAAAGUGUCCCAAAUGGCACCCUAUUCCCUAUAUAGAGUGUUACUUUUCACCAGAGCCCCAUGGACCCUGGUCAAAAGUAGUGCGCUUAAUAAGGUGCCAUUUGACAUGAAGCCUCUGUGAUGUAUGCAUUGGAAUGUACAGUACAUAUGAUGUACAUUCACAGUGCUGUAUAAGCUGGCAUGUUUAUGCACUACAUAUGCCCCAUUUGUUUUUGUGUGAUACAUUUCCUUUUUCUAUGAAUGCAUUUUGAUGUGACGGCAAUAUGAGGAAUUUCUAUGCAACUCCCCGGAUGUGUGCUAUAAUUCUGCUGUGUCUAUUCUUACCAAAUAAAUGUACAAAGAUGUACAUCUAAAAGA
Messenger RNA from Salmo salar (Atlantic salmon), 4580 nucleotides. Its product is annotated as ral guanine nucleotide dissociation stimulator-like 2. Gene Ontology annotation, biological process: Ras protein signal transduction. The record is from RefSeq and is a predicted model, not a curated record. NCBI's taxonomy places the organism in Eukaryota, Metazoa, Chordata, Actinopteri, Salmoniformes, Salmonidae. Gene Ontology annotation, cellular component: plasma membrane. Gene Ontology annotation, molecular function: guanyl-nucleotide exchange factor activity.